AUGGAUGUGAAGGAUGUCAAGUCGAGCGCGUGGCAAACCAGCCCAGAAGAGCCCAGUCUCGACGAAAGUUCGAGCAGCGAGAAUAUCUUUCGACACAACACCACUGGAGCCAUCCGAAACCCGCUCGCUGGCAUUGGAAAAGAGGAAUUAUCUGCACAGGUUGAAGCCUACGCCGAUCAGUAUGGGCUACAAGACAUCGUCGGUUUGCUCCAAAAGGGGGCAUUAGCUGCGCAGAACCCCGACCACUUGGACCAGGUCCCAGAACUCUCUGCAGAGGAGAUGAAAGUUCUACAAGAGGAGAAGACUCAUCGAUGGCGUCAGCCGAGGACUUUGUACAUUCUGAUAGCACUGAACUCAGUCGGAGCUGCGAUCCAAGGGUGGGACCAAUGUGGGAGCAACGCUGCUAACCUGACCUUUCCUCAGGAGUUUGGCAUCGCGGACUCAGGAGACUGCGAGGCGUUGGGAACAUGCUCGAGGAAUGCCUGGAUCGUCGGCGCCAUCAAUGCGGCACCUUAUAUCGCCAUCUGCUUGUUCGCAUGUUGGAUGUCCGAUCCCAUCAAUCAUUACCUUGGUCGUCGCGGGACCAUCUUUGUGGCAUCCGUAUUCAGUCUGCUGGCUCCCAUUGGACAGGCAGUGUCUCAGACAUGGCCGCAGCUUCUGAUAUGUCGCAUUCUCCUGGGCGUGGGUAUGGGCCUAAAGGAAGUCACCGUGCCUGUAUUCUCAGCAGAGAAUGCCCCUGCCAACAUCCGUGGCGCGUUGACGAUGUCCUGGCUACUGUGGGUGGCGGCAGGUAUUGUCCUCGGCUUCUCUGCAAACCUGGCUGUAGCCAAUGUUGGGGGGAUUGCAUGGAGAUUGCAGCUCGGUUCCGCGAUGAUUCCGGCAAUCCCUCUCCUGAUCGGUAUCUUCCUGGUGCCAGAGUCCGCGAGAUGGCUGAUCAAGAAGGGCAAACAUCGGCAAGCAUAUGAGUCCCUGGUGCGUGUGCGAAACAGCCCACUCCAGGCUGCACGAGAUCUCUACUAUAUCCAUGUACAGAUAGAGGCAGAGAGGAAGCUUCUGGUGCAACAUGAGAGCAGAGCUUCUGCAAUACUUCGCCGCGCUGUGCAACUGUUCACGGUACCCCGGAUCCGACGUGCGACGCAAGCUUCUGGUAUUAUCAUGAUUGCGCAGCAAAUGUGUGGCAUCAACAUUGUAGGCUUCUACUCUAGCACCAUAUUCGUCCAAGGCGGUUUCAGUCAGAUGGCGGCGCUGUGGGUGUCCUGGGGCUUCAGCGUGACGGCUUUCCUCUUUGCCAUACCAGCCUUAUACACCAUCGAUCGCUAUGGACGUCGCACCCUGCUCAUCUCGACCUUUCCGAACAUGUUCUGGACUCUGUUGGCAGCCGGACUAUCUUUCCUCGCUUCCUCUGAUCAGGCAAAGUUGGCGCUGGUGGCUUUCUUCACGUUUCUCUUCGCAGCCUUCUAUUGCUCGGGCGAAGGGCCCUGCGCGUUCGUGUAUUCUGCGGAAGCGUUUCCAUUAUCGCACCGUGAGAUUGGCAUGGCUUGGGCAGUGGCCACGAACAACUUCUGGGCUUCCAUCUUGUCACUCACAUUCCCGCGUAUGCUGAGGGCGUUCGGUGCCACGGGCUCCUUCGGCUUCUACGCAGGUCUGAACAUCAUCGCACUGAUUUUCAUAUUCCUCUGUCUGCCUGAGACGAAGGAACGAAGCCUCGAGGAGCUGGACUUUGUCUUUGCAGUUCCAACUACACGCCAUGCGUCUUACCAGCUCAACGAGGUUCUUCCAUGGUGGGUGCGCAGGCAUAUCUUGCUCGAUAAAUCUGCUGCAUCGCCACAGCUAUAUCACUUUGAGUGA
Molecule: messenger RNA, 1848 nt
Organism: Sphaerulina musiva SO2202
Lineage: Eukaryota; Fungi; Ascomycota; Dothideomycetes; Mycosphaerellales; Mycosphaerellaceae
Product: Sugar_tr-domain-containing protein
Exons: 2
Coding region: 1-1848 (615 amino acids)
Biological process (GO): transmembrane transport
Cellular component (GO): membrane
Molecular function (GO): myo-inositol:proton symporter activity
Source: RefSeq, a predicted model, not a curated record